GCUCGCCCGGCCGGUUCCUCUUUACAUAACGGCGCGGUGCGGCAUGGGCCCGGGCCACCGCCUCCGCUCGGCUGCCCGCCCGGACUGUCGCGGCCCGCGGUGGCGACGGCGGCCGCCGCAAAGAUUCCCCGGCGGCGGCGGCCCGGGGGCGCAUCCUCCCGCAACUGUCAAGCGCUGGCGGCGGAAAUGAUGAGGCGCUGGCCAUUUUCCGAGCCCGGGUUUCCUGCCUGAGCCCCGCUCGAGCGAGCCGCGAGCGAGGAGCCGGCGGGCGGGAGAGGACGCGCCCAGGGCGGGGGCCCGCCCGCCCCCUCGGGAUUUCGGGGGCCCGGGGGCGCGCGACGCCAUGGGCCGGCCGGGCCCAGAGCUCCUGUCUCUCAGCCCGGCCGCACCACCUGGGUCUCCGCCAUGAACGGGCCUGCCCUGCAGCCCUCCUCGGCCUCCUCCGCGCCCUCGGCCUCCCCGGCGGCGGCCCCGCGGGGCUGGAGCGAGUUCUGUGAGUUGCACGCGGUGGCGGCUGCCCGGGAGCUGGCCCGCCAGUACUGGCUGUUCGCCCGAGAGCAUCCGCAGCACGCGCCGCUGCGUGCCGAGCUGGUGUCGCUGCAGUUCACCGACCUGUUCCAGCGCUACUUCUGCCGCGAGGUGCGCGACGGCCGCGCGCCGGGCCGCGACUACCGGGACACAGGCCGUGGGCCCCCCGCCAAGGCCGAGGCGUCCCCGGAGCCAGGCCCGGGCCCCGCCGCCCCUGGCCUGCCCAAGGCCCGCAGCUCUGAGGAGCUGGCCCCGCCGCGGCCGCCCGGGCCCUGCUCCUUCCAGCACUUUCGCCGCAGCCUCCGCCACAUCUUCCGCCGCCGCUCGGCCGGGGAGCUGCCAGCGGCCCACACCGCUGCUGCCCCCGGGACCCCCGGAGAGGCUGCUGAGACCCCCGCCCGGCCUGGCCUGGCCAAGAAGCUCCUGCCCUGGAGCCUGGCCCGGGAGCCGCCACCCGAGGCCCUGAAGGAGGCGGUGCUGCGCUACAGCCUGGCCGACGAGGCCUCCAUGGACAGCGGGGCGCGCUGGCAGCGCGGGAGGCUGGCGCUGUGCCGGGCCCCGGGCCCCCAUGGCCCCGACCGCGUGCUGGAGCUCUUCGACCCACCCAAGAGUUCAAGGCCCAAGCUACAAGCAGCUUGCUCCAGCAUCCAGGAGGUCCGGCGGUGCACACGCCUUGAGAUGCCUGACAACCUUUACACCUUUGUGCUGAAGGUGAAGGACCGGACAGACAUCAUCUUUGAGGUGGGAGACGAGCAGCAGCUGAAAUCAUGGAUGGCUGAGCUCUCGGAGUGCACAGGCCGAGGCAGGCUGGAGAGCACAGAAGCGGAGAUGCAUAUUCCCUCAGCCCUAGAGCCUAGCACAUCCAGCUCCCCAAGGGGCAGCACAGAUUCCCUUAACCAAGGUGCUUCUCCUGGGGGGCUGCUGGACCCGGCCUGCCAGAAGACAGACCAUUUCCUGUCCUGCUACCCCUGGUUCCACGGCCCCAUCUCCAGAGUGAAAGCAGCUCAGCUGGUUCAGCUGCAGGGCCCUGAUGCUCAUGGAGUGUUCCUGGUGCGGCAGAGCGAGACGCGGCGUGGGGAAUAUGUGCUCACUUUCAACUUUCAGGGGAUAGCCAAGCACCUGCGCCUGUCGCUGACAGAGCGGGGCCAGUGCCGUGUGCAGCACCUCCACUUUCCCUCGGUCGUGGACAUGCUCCAUCACUUCCAGCGCUCGCCCAUCCCACUCGAGUGCGGCGCCGCCUGUGACGUCCGGCUCUCCAGCUACGUGGUAGUCGUCUCUCAACCACCAGGUUCCUGCAACACGGUCCUGUUCCCUUUCUCCCUUCCUCACUGGGAUUCAGAAUUGGGCCUUCCCCACCUUAGCUCUUCUGGCUGUCCCCGGGGGCUCAGCCCAGAGGGUCUCCCAGGGCGAUCCUCACCCCCCGAGCAGAUCUUCCACCUGGUGCCUUCGCCCGAAGAACUGGCCAACAGCCUGCGGCACCUGGAGCAUGAGCCUGUGAAUCGAGCCCGGGACUCGGACUACGAAAUGGACUCAUCCUCCCGGAGCCACCUGCGGGCCAUAGACAAUCAGUACACACCUCUCUGACCAGUGAGGAAUUCCAGGCCUCAACAGCUGCCCUUGAGGAGCACAGGCAGAAGUGUGAACUUGUGAAUGUAAUUGAUCUUUCCUUCCUUCCAGAGAGAGAUUUAAGGGACACUGUUAACUGCUUGUGCCAGUUUGGACGUGACCCUUCUAUUAGGCCUGUUGAAGGGCCCUCCUGUAAGUUUCAUCCGUCACCUGGCUUUCUCCUUAUUGUUUACAGAUGUAGUUCUUGUCAGAGGAUGCCGCUAGCUCCUGCCCGGGGUCCCUAUGCCCAGUCCCCGUUACUCUUAGAGAAAGGAGUUGGGGUGAGGGCCAGAGCUGGCAGUGGAAACUUGUUCUCUUUUUCACUGACACUGUCACAGCGGAUGACAGACUUUCUACGGGGUGGGGGGGAGGGGGUAUCAUCAGGAAGCCCAGAACACUAACAAGCGGUUCUCCCAUCUACCGUCAGUCCACGUGGCAGGUCUGCUGUGUCCACACCACAGAUGACCACAUCUAAUCCUGCUUCUACUCUCAGCUUUAGGACAAAAGCUCUGUCAGAGGCACAAGCUGAAGGUCAAAAAUGAUUUAAAACAUUUUACCUCAGACUAAUUUCUUUAAAGGAUUCAGGUUCAAAACUAAACCAUUGCUUAUUUCAGUGCACUCUUUCAACUAACACCCAUGCUAUUUUUGUAGUCAGAAACAGCUAUGCAAACCCUACCUAAUUCACAGUCUGAGCCAGCACGCUGGCUUGUCUACUGCAUCCUCGGGACGGUCACCUGCCACUGAGUGGCCACUGUCCUUCCUAAAUGUCAAGAAGCGAAGUAUGUCACCCUUUCAGGGAAAUUCAGGCAAUUACUGAAAUAGGAGGGUGGCAAGGAACAGUUCUAUCCUGGUGCCUUACGAAUAAACUGGAUUCUGGUUUACAGCAGCUUUACAGCGAUAGUUAAAUUAACUGGGGCUGGGGGAAGAACAAGCAAAAAGGGAAGAAGGACUCCUAGGCCCUUUCUAGUAAAUCCUUCAGCAACAAGGCCGGCUCAGUGCCCUCCAAGCAUCUAAUGGCUUAUUAAAUUAUCCCACAAGUGGGUUUUAGGCUCCUUUUUUGAGCCAAAAUGGAAGCUGGGAAUCUGGUGCCAUAACUAAUGAGAAACUCCUUUAAUAGCCCACAAUCAGUGUUCUGUUCUAGCUGGCUACUGCUUCAUUGGAUUGAGAAUAUAUCUCCAUGCACACAUGGGCACACACAAUCUCCACCACCCAGGGAGGUCCUCAAGUCAAAUCUCUAUCUAUACAAGUGAUACAAUUCAUAAGGGGCUGGCUCCUCCCAGAACCUGUCUGGAGGCUCAGAAACAAGGGGGCAGUGCCAGUGGAGUCAGCUGCUCUUGGGUGCCAGCAGAGCCAUUCAGUACAACCCCCAGGCUCACAGCAGUGGCUUCUAGGAAACUGGGAGUUUAGAUCAGCUUUACAGAUACAUCGAUCAGAGGCUAAAAUGAAACCUUGGCCUAAAACUCAUAGGACUGACUGCCUGGGAGGAGGGUUAGGUCUGCUCCUUCCACUUAUGCUUAGUCUCUGUACUCCAAGAAGUCAAAUUUUUGCUUCUAGAAUUUUCUUGGGGUCUUUCAGAGGGUGGGGGAACAAACCCCUCUGCACCUCUUUUUUUGAGAUGGAGUUUCUCUUGUCAACUGGGCUGGAGUGCAGUGGUGCGAUCUUGGCUCACUGCAACCUCCACCUUCCUGGUUCAAGUGAUUCUGCUUCGACCUCUCAAGUAGCUGGGAUUACAAGCACCAGCCACCAUGCCUGGCUAAUUUUGUAUUUUUAGUAGAGAACAGGGUUUCAACAUGUUGGCCAGGCUGGUAUUGAAUGUCUGACCUCAGGUGAUCCACCCGCCUUGGCCUCCCAAAGUGCUGGGAUUACAGGCCAUGAGCCAUCGCGCCCAGCCUACACCACUCUUAGUACCAACACUCUUGGGUGAUUUCAUGGACCCUAAAGCAGACCUGACACUGAUCCAGAUUUGCAGUCCAUUUUUAAGGACACCUGUCUUUGUUUCCUCAAAGUCAAGCAGCUUUCUCUGGAAAAUGAAUGCUAAUUAGUGUGAACCAAAAGAGUAAGUAGGAGUCUGAAGUUUUUUAAAGGAGAAAGCCUAUUACGGAAAGUCAUUGGUCCUCCCCUCCGCACAGGAAAGAUACCCAGUAGAUAAUGAACCAAAUUAAGUUCCCUCCCUCCAGCCAGAAGUUAAACAUCUGGGAUAUGAUGUCUUCACGCCAGGGGCACUCAUUUCUUAGCAGCCUCUCUACAUACAUCUCUCAGGUGGUGCCAAGAGGCACACCAGGUAGAGCAAACUUAGCAGCUCUGACUAACAGGCUGCAAAGUGCAAGUUCAGAUUCUGUGGCAGAGAUUUGGAAGGCACCCACCUCCUGACUGCUUCCCGUCCAAGUUACCAGGACAGCUCAAAUACAUGCUGACAGAAAACUCUUAUGGCUCUAGGAAGAAGUGACACUAAGCCAACGCCUUUCUUUAUGUGGGAGCAGCCUCAGCUGAUGAAGGGGUGGGCAGCAGUGUGGGGCAGGCACCCCACUGGCUGCAGCUAGCCCACCAUAGGCACAGCACAUCCCACCACUCUCCUUCCAGUCCCGACCAGGCCCCAGCUGGCAACUUCUACCGAGAGCCAUGGCUCAGCACCAAACUGGACAGUAGACUUCAUGAUCCCUCCAGUUAGCUCUAAUUACAGACCCCAACAGUACAGCUUGACAGCUCCCGGCACCAUCACUUCCUUCAUCUGACUUUAUUGAACUUUUACAAACUAACAGUCACCAGCACCAAAGAAUUAAGUCAACUAACCUGCCUUGAAUUUUAGACCAGCAAUCCAUAUGGCUUUAUCUGGUAUAAAUCUUCUGCCUUUGAUCAUUUCUGGACCGUAGGAAAAAGGAAUAGCAAUCAUUAAAAUCUUGGGCCAGAGAACACUAUUUUUACAUAACAGUUUCUUAAACCUAAAGUCAAGGCCUUGGACUCUUCCCUGAGGGUUGCCUGAGAUUCCUUCAUGCUUUCUAUUCAGGACUAAGUCCCUUAUUGCAAAUGUGUUAGCUCUAACAUCUCCCACAAGCUAGAGGAACUUGCGAGUAUAUUAACAAGGACGCAUCUACAUCCUAUGUUUGGUUAGAAUAUACAGCACAUUGUGAUAACAUAAAGUGGAUUCAUCUUGUAUCAUUACAGGCAGAAGGUAUUUGGCAAUUUUUUAUGUAUUGUUUUAUGUACUGUACAAGUAACUUAUUCUUGAAUAAUGCAAAUUUUGCUAUAAUGUACAAAUUGCUAUAUGUGAAUUAAAAUUUUCAGAAUCUUGA
Molecule: messenger RNA, 5423 nt
Organism: Pongo pygmaeus (Bornean orangutan)
Lineage: Eukaryota; Metazoa; Chordata; Mammalia; Primates; Hominidae
Gene: SH2B3
Product: SH2B adaptor protein 3
Exons: 8
Coding region: 406-2112 (568 amino acids)
Biological process (GO): intracellular signal transduction
Cellular component (GO): plasma membrane
Molecular function (GO): transmembrane receptor protein tyrosine kinase adaptor activity
Source: RefSeq, a predicted model, not a curated record